Molecule: messenger RNA, 639 nt
Organism: Nematocida ausubeli
Lineage: Eukaryota; Fungi; Microsporidia
Exons: 1
Coding region: 1-639 (212 amino acids)
Biological process (GO): folic acid metabolic process; dihydrofolate metabolic process; glycine biosynthetic process
Molecular function (GO): NADP binding; dihydrofolate reductase activity
Source: RefSeq, a predicted model, not a curated record
AUGCUUCCUAUAGUUUUAGCUGCAUAUUCUGAAGGAAAUGGCGUAAUAGGAAGAGAAGGCAGACUACCCUGGCCUAGUAUCCAGGUUGAUUUUAAAUUUAUGAAGUACUUGACUACAAAGUAUCCAUCUGGUCUAAUUAUGGGCCGUCUUACAUACGAGUCAAUUGGAAAACCUCUUCCAAAAAGGACUUCCAUUGUGAUAACAUCCCAUGAUAAUGAGAAUAUUCAUGAUCCAAAUUAUUCCGUACUAUUCUGUAAGUCCUUAGAGAGUGCAAUUUCCAUCUGUAGAAGUCUUUCUCUUCAGCCUAUUAUAUUUGGUGGUGCAGCCGUAUACAAAGAGGCACUAGAGAGGUAUAAAUGUAAGUUGUAUCUGACUGAGAUAUAUAAAAUAUUCCAAGGAGACGCAUUCUUCCCUCUUCAUUGCAUUGACCAUAGGAGUUUAGUCAAUAUAACACCAGACGUAUUGAAAGAAUUAUCCAUUCCAGAAAAUUUGCACAGAAAUAAAGAAAGACCAUUAGAAGAGAGUGAGAUAUAUUUAACACAAGAUGGUAGACAUAUUCCAUUAAUAAAUACACUCUAUGAGAAUGGUAUAAAUUAUGCAUUUUUAACAGGAUAUUCUACUCCACUCUCUGAAAAAUAA